AAAACCAUCUCUUUGAUUUGAAGACGAAAGAAGUCUUAGCUCGCACUCUUUCUUUCUUUCUUUCACUUUUCGUCUUUUCAAUUUUGUCUUCAAGAAACAAAAAUUUAAGAAACUACCCAAUGACCGAAACAUAAGCCAAAACACAAGCAAGCAUUAAACAUGUCAGCUUUGUCUCUCAAAGCGUUGUUUUUCACUCUCAGUGACCAUUUACAGAGCUGACUGUUGCUAUAACCUGAAAGAAAGAAGUGAGAGAGAGAGAGAGAGAAAAUUGUAUAAAACUACCCAAGAAGAAAAAGAAGCUCAUUUGAUAGGGAAAUAAAAGAAAAGAAUAAGUGGGUCUAUUCUGAGUUUUUGAAUUCUUUUUUAUUUGGGAGAGAAAUUAAAGAGUAGUGGGUUUUUGAUUGGUGAAGUUUCGUAUGGCUUUUGCUUCUAUCUUUUGUUGUGGAAAGGGCUCGGAUCGGAAAGAGCGAAGCAAGAAACAGCCAAAGUGGAGGAUCUUCUCCUUGAAGGAACUACAUUCAGCUACAAACAACUUUAAUUAUGAUAACAAACUGGGAGAAGGAGGAUUUGGCAGUGUCUACUGGGGUCAGCUUUGGGAUGGAUCACAAAUUGCUGUUAAAAGGUUGAAGGUCUGGAGUAAUAAAGCAGAUAUGGAAUUUGCCGUUGAGGUUGAGAUCCUAGCACGUGUUCGACACAAGAAUCUGCUAAGCCUUCGUGGAUAUUGUGCUGAAGGACAAGAGCGUCUCAUUGUGUAUGACUAUAUGCCAAAUUUGAGUUUGCUAUCUCAUCUUCAUGGGCAGCACUCAGCAGAAUGUCUUCUUGACUGGAAGAGACGGAUGAAUAUUGCAAUAGGUUCUGCAGAGGGAAUUGUCUACCUUCAUCACCAUGCCACCCCGCAUAUAAUCCAUAGAGACAUCAAAGCUAGCAAUGUGCUGUUAGAUUCAGAUUUCCAGGCUCAAGUUGCUGACUUUGGGUUCGCAAAGCUAAUACCUGAUGGUGCAACACAUGUAACCACAAGAGUUAAAGGUACCCUUGGCUACCUUGCCCCUGAAUAUGCUAUGUUAGGGAAAGCAUCAGAAAGCUGUGAUGUAUACAGCUUUGGCAUUCUCUUGCUAGAGCUAGCCAGUGGAAAGAAGCCCCUUGAGAAGUUGAAUGCAACAAUGAAACGCACAAUUAUUGAUUGGGCUCUGCCUUUGGCGUGUGAGAGGAAAUUCAGUGAACUGGCAGAUCCAAAGCUGAACGGAAAGUUUGAAGAACAAGAGUUGAAAAGAGUUGUUCUUGUAGCUCUCAUGUGUGCCCACAGUCAGCCUGAGAAAAGACCCACAAUGCUUGACGUGGUAGAACUACUCAAAGGAGAAUCCAAGGAUAAGUUUUCUGAACUAGAGAGUGAUGAAUUGUUCAAGGCCCCCCAGCCUGCUGAUUAUAAUGAUGGGGCAUCUGUUGCGGAAGACAGUUCAGACUUCAUCUCAGAGGAGAAGGAUCCAAGACAAGAACUGAAGCAAAUUGAACAGUAAAAUAUCAGCUUAAAAACUAUUGUUUCUGUUUAGUAGAUAUGAAACUCGGUUUGGAAUACUGGGGUUUUUUUACCUGGAAUUCGGGGUGGUGCUAGCAAUACAUUUACAAUUAUUAGAAUUGUCAGGAAUGUUUGGUACUGACUGUUGUGAAAGCAUGUCUUGCGAAUGCUGCAAGAAAUGUGCAUGUGAAUUAUCUUAUCUCUUAUUUCUGCAAUACAUGGAAGUAUUUCAGUUUUCAUGGAUACCUAUGUAUCAUAUUCUGAUGAUUGUGUAUUCUUAAAAGUUUUGGUGUGAGAAGAUCUAUGGAUGUGAAUCUUAAGGUCCA
Messenger RNA from Ricinus communis (castor bean), 1839 nucleotides. RefSeq names its product PTI1-like tyrosine-protein kinase At3g15890. The transcript is spliced from 4 exons. Gene Ontology annotation, biological process: protein phosphorylation. The coding region runs from base 417 to 1514 and encodes 365 amino acids. Gene Ontology annotation, molecular function: protein kinase activity; ATP binding. The record is from RefSeq and is a predicted model, not a curated record. NCBI's taxonomy places the organism in Eukaryota, Viridiplantae, Streptophyta, Magnoliopsida, Malpighiales, Euphorbiaceae.